AUUUGACAGGACAGCGGGUCGAGGUGAUUGGCGUCAGGAUGGUUGAGUGUCACCAUCCAUGUUUAUUGCAAGAGAUAUCUCCUUGAAAGGCGUUGCGAGGGGCGGUUGGUCGAUAAUACGGCAGCCACAAUCUCCCCACGUUGCUCGCCGAGGGCAAUCGACUAUCGCCGCCCAUGGGGAACAGCAACAUGGCUCUUGUCAAGAUCAGGCCGGGCCAGUCCCCCAAUUUUACCAGCCGGGCGAUUCCCAAAACGAAUCGGUGGUCCAAUCGGAUCCCAAACGGCUAGGCCAUGGCAAACGAGCGCGACGGCAACGAGAAGGAUACCUCACAGUAUCGCCCGCCCUUAUACUUGCAAUGCAUCUAGGCGACGAGAAGUCUCGUAAUAUCGCAAAAAAGGCGAAGGAUUUUGAAGCUAUAGCCCUCAGCCGGAGUCUUCGACUUCCAGUCUUGACUACCCAGAUGUUGAUGAUGCAGGAGGAGGCCCGAAAUCCGACGAGCCUUUCGGAGGCCCUGUUGACCAACAACUGGGACACACGCGUGAAACACCUGGAGUACAAAGGUAUUACGAAGGAACAGAUAGUCCAUUGGGCAUGGAUUCUGUCAGGAGAGACUUCAGACUCUAGGCUCGAGAGAUUUCUGUCAACGGACCAGCACAAACCCAUCUUCCUUCUCCUCGCUCUGCUGCGACCAGAAGAAACAUUCAAGCGGCGCGGCGACUUUGUGGCACUUCUAGAGUACAUUUCAAAGUUCUACUGCACUCCCCGCGAGGGACCUCCAAACACGCAACCGCGGGCGAUAGGAAUGGCGACGGACCCUCGACUUAACAUGACAACGCACCGAUUCCUAAUGGUAUUGAAACGGCUUGUGCAACACAGCUUGAGGUUGUGGCCGGACCUUCUAGAACCGAUAGCCCGCCUCGUCACAGCUUACAUCAUGACCAUCCCGACUGAUAACCGAUUUACAACAAGUUGGAGGAAACGGCCUGCUACUCCCCAAGUUGGAUAUGGUGCGCGUUGUGAGGUCUUCAACGCCGCGAUACACCUUCUUGCUAUGACCGCGCCUUUGAAUCCAUUGGCAAAUGCGAAGUACAAUUGGGAGGCGCAGAAGCUUAUGUUGGCAUUUUCAACUGGCCUGGAGCGCCAGCUCGUACUCGUCCAGUCGAGUUACUGGGCAAUUCGGUCAAUCAUCAUGGGCCUCGAGAAGUCACAGGCCGAGGAAAAGGUUGCCGUGCGAUCAAAGAAGACAUGGCCGCCUUACAGGGAAGAGUGGGAUGGGUUGGACGAGCGGAGACGACCGGAAGACGACCUUAGCAGAAGCGUCAAAGCCGGCAUUCUCGCCCGCGAGGCAGGUUACCCCGAGACGGAUUAUGAUCGGGCCCUGGAUGCGUUGGGCGGUGCUAUUCUCGGAGAAUCCCCGACGGUACAGACCAGAUCCAUGAAGCCGAGGCUGUGGAAGGGCAAGCUUGCCGGUUUCAAUAUUUAUACGGCGUGGGCUGCUCGGGUGAAGGCCACGAGGAAUGCCCAUGAGGCCUGGAGGAUCUUCGAGGUCCCGCCGGAGGAAGGGCUCAAGCCGAAUUUUCAAGUCUAUGAGGAGAUGUUCGAGAAGCUUCUGUCUCGUCCGGUGGCCGAUCCUUCGUCAGCAGUGCCUGGUAAUGCGAAAGAGGUAUUCCCACCCUACGAGGCCAACCUCACUGCCGUCGAGAAAGCGAGGCUGCAGCCCCCCAGUGUGGCGGAGCUAUAUGACCGAAUGCUGCAAUCGGGAGAUCGACCGGACGGCAGGGUCCUUGCGCUACUUGUUGCAAACUCCCAUUCAGAGGACAUGGCGAUGCAGUACCUGCAGGACAGUCCCCAUGGAUCCGUCGCCUCGGUCUUGCGCGAAUCAACAUUGGACGCCGCAUCGUCCGAGGCACUUCUGGAAAUGCCCCUCGGCACCUUCAAUGCCUAUAUCUCGUUACUGUGCAAGUUGCACUCGUCACAAUAUUUGUCAGCCGCCUCGCAGAGUUUUGUAAAUCCCGAUUCCCACAUUCACCGAGCGAUAAUGCUUACAUCUACCCGCCUGGCGCCGAAUUCCCAGGAGGGGAGAACAUAUAAGCCGCCGUGGCACAACAUUAUGCGCACUCUAGCCACGACCAGGACUCUCUUUAUCAGUCGUGAGCUCGAAAACAACCAUUUGGAGACACUAUCGACGGUCUUGGAGCUCUACGAGAAAGCAAAAGACCAAACGGGAAUGGAUGCCGUGCUCUUCGAACAACUCACUUUCGCAGUGUCGAGGACAAUGUUUGCGAUAUUCACCGACAAAAAGUAUCCGGAUUUCGAGAGGCGUCCCGACAGGACAUAUCGAGUGUCCUCGGUGGGAUCGAAAUGGACUCCCGACACUGCAGCUGCCUUCCCUCUAUAUGCGAAGGAACUCCUCCAAGAAGCCCAUUCGAUACUCGUCGCGGGUUUUAACGAGCUUGUCUCCCCUGACCAAGGGGGGAGUCCCGGGGAUCCAGAUACGACAACACCCGGACCACCCAGGGUGGUGCAGAUUUAUAGGUAUAUGCGAGUCUUGGGCCUCUACGACGAUAUUCCGGAGAUGGCCAGGGUGCUGAGGUGGAUAGUCCGCGCUUGCUACGAUGGGCGGUUUCGGGGAAGCGCCACAACACUCGGCACUAGGGAUCACGCCCACAUGAUGGACAUGCUCGCUUGCUUCCGAGCGCUUGCGGAAGGCCGUCUCAGUAAGAAAGAGCUGCGAGGGUUUGAAGAGAGCAUACUGGAGUUGUCCGAGGAGAAGGACAUUCCGUGGCUGUGGCCGCAGGCAGUGGGUGAUAGAGAGGAUAUAUCCCAGGUGGAAAACGUCGCAGAACGGUGGUCUCUGGUUUUGCACCCUGCAUGGAGUUCAUAGACAAAUCCGUUGUAAUAUAUGAGAUAGAGGUACAAGUACUGUAGAUAAUAGACAUGUGCUCAAAGGCUGGGCUUGUAAUUCACACUUGCUGACAGCUCGACACAACC
This is a messenger RNA of Phialemonium atrogriseum, 2991 nucleotides long. RefSeq lists its product as uncharacterized. The transcript is spliced from 3 exons. The coding region runs from base 59 to 2884 and encodes 941 amino acids. Lineage: Eukaryota; Fungi; Ascomycota; Sordariomycetes; Cephalothecales; Cephalothecaceae. The record is from RefSeq and is a predicted model, not a curated record.